This is a messenger RNA of Caenorhabditis angaria, 2584 nucleotides long. The record is from the annotation of a GenBank genome assembly. NCBI's taxonomy places the organism in Eukaryota, Metazoa, Nematoda, Chromadorea, Rhabditida, Rhabditidae.
AUGCGUUGCUUGUUGAUUCUGCUAUUUUUUCUGAUUGGUUCAAUUGAAGCUUGUCAUCCAAGAAUGGAUCCUGUCACUAAACCGACUGAACCUUCUGCUACUUCAACACAAGCAGCCACAGUCACAACUACAACAGUUACUACGACCACCACAGAAGCUACUACUACCACAACCGAAGGACGUGAGUUCCACUAACUCUCAAAAUUAAAACAGGCUGACAAAUAUAUAUUUUUUCAGCCAAAACUUGCGACGCAGACUGGACGACACUGAAUCGAGAAAACGGCGUAUGGUGUGUGAAAGCCGAGGAUUUGUCAGCCAACACGUAUGAAGAAGCUGAAGCACUUUGCGCCGCAUCUGAUGCAAAAAUAUCAUCAGUGGAGACCGAAGAAGAGCUCGGAAUCCUCUUGAAUCUGGGUGUUGAGAGAUAUAUGGUGGUGGGAGCGGAUCAUUCAGCGGGUUGCGAGUGUACAACAGGUGUAGAGUGUACAGCGUCAGCCACGUGUAACCUGCAAACCGCGUUUAAUUGGAAUGAUGGUUUUGUUGCUGGUCGAACGGUUUUUGAGACUGCCGAUAGUUCAGUGAAUUAUGGCGAUAUUUUGCUAAUCUAUCCUUCACCAACACCCUAUUUAACAUCACCGCUAAUGUCUAGUCUUACAAUAAGUGCUGUAAGUGUAGCUUGUGGUAAAGAGGGAACAGUUUCAUUGUUAUCUAGAUAAUUUAAUUUUAAUUGUUUUUAAUGAAUAAAUAUUGUUUUACUUCUUGUUUUCUACUGAAAAGUGCAAAGACUGAAAAGUGCAUUUUUUUUUCGCAAAUUCAUCUCAUCAACUACACUUUCUACACGAAAUCAAAGCAAAAUGUGAUCAGUGUGAAUGAAUCAUAUGUCAUACUCCCUAGAGAAUCCAGAAAAGCGGGGGUAUCAUAAUAAUCAUCAUCCACACAUCAGUAUUAUUUUCAUUCGGCGAUUUUUUGAGCUACGCUUUCUUUUUAUUUCUCACUUCCUCAUCUCGAGAAAUGUUCGCUGAAAUCGUCUAUAAAAGUGGCGAUCAAUACAUCCAAACUGCUGAAGAUCGAGAGGCCGCAAUUCUUGUGUUCAUCCCCUGUUUCAUCGGGGUCGUAAUGACGGUGAUUGUGAUUCGGGGAUGUAUGAAAAUCCCGGCGAUGAAUUCGCCUUUUGGAUAUUUGAUGAAAUACAACAUGUUUGCUGGGAUAAUUGCGCCUAUCAAUAUGGGAUUUUUCUACUUUUUCGGAAUCUACAUGUGAGUUUUAUGGGAGGGAGAAGUGUGAAAUAAAAAAAACCUCAAUUUUGCGGUAUCAAAACCAAAAGAUACAUACUUUCCGGCCUUCUCACAAAAAAAAUUUUCUGCGCCGGGUAGAAAUCGAACCUGCGACCUUGUGAAGCAAAAUCGAGCUCGCUAACCACUAUACCAAAGUAGCAGAAGGGAAAAUUAUUUUUUUUGAGAGUAUGAACAAGGUCUGCCUCUGACCGCUUUUGUUUUGAAAAUUGCCUUUUUGGGGCUAAAGCGGCCUAUUCAAAAGCCAUACAUGAACUACUCGCUAUAUUUUCAAAAAGUUAACCCCCCUAACCAACUUUUUGUGGGGUUUUGGCCUCUAAAAGCAUAAAAGUCUCCAAAAUUUUCAAAAGUUAAGGGCCCUCCCUUCGAAUUCGGAGUCCCAGAUCAUAUAUGUCAAAAGCUCUGAUUCUAGGGACAUCAAAUUGAUCAUUGAUUAUUCCCGACUCUUCGGUCAAGUCUCAACAACUCUCAUCCCAAUUCUCCAAUCACAAUAUCUAUCAGUAUCUCUCAAUCGAUUCAUCGCACUUGUCUUCCCCAUGCAAUACAGCAAAUUCUAUGAUUUGAAAUUCAGAAGACUCUAUGUUUUGACUUGCUGGACGGUUCCCAUUAUUUAUACAACGCUUUUCUCAUUGAAUUGUAAGUAGAAGUUUCGAUUUAAAAAAAUUUGUCUUAACAAAAAAAUUAAAAUUUUUGCAGUUAAUUGCGGCUACAAGUUCUAUCACUAUGGCUGGGUGUUCUCCUACGUCAUUUCUGAUUCCUGCGGUACAAAGUUCGAAUCGCUACUCCGCGGAGUACAACUUCUUCUGGGCAACUUGAUUAUUCUCAUCGAUGUGAUGACAUUGUUUUUGCUAGUCUGCUUCAGAGUAAGUUCUUAGAAAGCAGUACGAACCCUCUCAUCAUUGCUCAUCUUAUAGAAACGCGUCUUCACAACCAGAAGUGCCGACAUUCGAAAACGCGAAAUAAAUUUCGCGCAGCAAGUCAUCAUUCAAGGCUUCGUCUUCAUGGGCUACACAAUCUGGUAUAGCAUGGGCUACAAAUGGGUUCCCGGACAAUCUGAGCAAUGGCGUAUUUUUUGGACAUCCACAUUUUCAGCCAACUUGCUCCAUAUUUUUGCAACGUAAGUUUGGUAUUUUACAAAGUGUGAUUUGAGAACAUAGUUGUUUUACAGUGGUGUGAUCUUCAUCUUCAAUGCCGAGUUUUCGAGAUGGUUGUGGACAAAGAGCAGAAAUGAUGUUUCUGCCAGAACCGUUGAGAAUUCUAUCAGAACUAUUGUAUCGCAAGCAAAAUAUUGA